Chaetura pelagica (chimney swift) is the source of this 1671-nucleotide messenger RNA. It is a transcript of the gene TCERG1L, whose product is annotated as transcription elongation regulator 1-like. NCBI's taxonomy places the organism in Eukaryota, Metazoa, Chordata, Aves, Apodiformes, Apodidae. Gene Ontology annotation, cellular component: nucleus. The coding region runs from base 1 to 1671 and encodes 556 amino acids. The record is from RefSeq and is a predicted model, not a curated record. Gene Ontology annotation, molecular function: transcription coregulator activity; RNA polymerase binding. The transcript has 14 exons.
AUGCCCUUUACAGGGGACCAUCUGGACCUUCAUGAAGGUCCUGGAGCAGCUGAGGUUUGGGACACAAAGGAACCUCACAGCAACACACCUGCAAAAGAGGCAGCAGAGGACCUGGGGCUGCACCAGUGGGUGUUUGGAGCUCAUUCUCCCAUCCUAGGGUUUUCACCUUCCUCAAGUGUUGAAUUUGUUCCUGUUUUCCCACCUGUGCACACAUCCCCGGGCCCACCCCGUGCUGGGAAGAACUGGCUCGAGAAAAGGCUGCCCAGCUGCAAGAUAUACUUGAAUAAUGCAUUUGCUCUGGAUUCAGCAUGGAUGCAUCCUGAGGAAUCAAGGCUCUUCCAGGGAAAUGAGAAACCUCUGUUACUGACCAAUCAAGUAGCUAUGGCUCUAGCCAGGCCAGCUGCUGCCUCCAGGCCUCUUCCCACCGUGGUGCUGACACCCCAGCUGAUACCAGGUGGUUGCCAGAGCAGCCUUAAAGCAGUUGGUGGCAAUCAGAGCCUGGCACUGGCCACUGCAGCCAGGGUGUCGGUGGAGCCUGACCCUCCCCAGGGACCCCCAGCACCCACCAUCCAGCCCUGCCACGUCCUGACCUUCUCCCCCAUCAAGAUUCCUGUUCUGGCUUCCCCAUUCCCAGGUUCUGCCUCUAGGCUGGAUGCUCAUGUGGGUCCUUUGAUGCCAACACAAGUCGCCAGAGUGACGGCUGUGGCUGCACCAGCCCUGACAUUCAUGGCCACCAACCUGAUGGAUCCAGCACUAACAGAUAAUGGCAAAGAACCGAGUCGAUCCUCCUGCCCGCCCACCUUGAUUUUACACACAGAGAGGAAGAGAAUUCCUGUGGAGAACAGUGGUGAUAAGGAUCAUUCCUUUAAACUAGUAAAUGAGGCCAGCAGCCCAUCAAAGGGCAACAAGCCGGUGGCAUCUACUCCAGUGCCAGGAUCUCCAUGGUGUGUAGUCUGGACUGGAGAUGACCGGGUCUUCUUCUUCAACCCUACAAUGCAGCUGUCAGUCUGGGAGAAGCCAGUGGACCUGAAGAACCGCGGCGACAUCAACCGGAUCAUCGAGGAUCCUCCUCACAAGCGCAAGCUGGAAGCUGCAGCAGCAGAUAAAUGUGUCAGUUCUUGUCCAGGGGAUGAAAAUGAUGAUCUUAGCAUCAAGACUAAGAGAAAUAAAACAGAAGAUGCCCAAGCAGCUGACCAGGGGAAGGCUGAAAUGGAGGAGAAAAGUGAGGAGGCAUCGGGAGGGCAGGUGUCCCCUCCCCUGGAGGAGCGCAUCACUCGUUUCCGAGACAUGCUGCUGGAGAGGGGGGUUUCAGCAUUUUCUACGUGGGAGAAAGAGUUGCACAAAAUAGUGUUUGAUCCACGCUACCUUCUGCUGAAUCCCGAGGAACGCAAGCAGAUAUUUGAACAGUUUGUCAAGACCCGGAUCAGAGAAGAGUACAAAGAAAAGAAAAAUAAAUUGUUGUUAGCCAAAGAAGAAUUUAAAAAGCUCCUUGAAGAAUCCAAGCUAUCACCAAGAACCACCUUUAAAGAGUUUGCAGAGAAGCACGGACGAGAUCAGCGGUUCCGCCUGGUUCAGAAGAAGAAGGACCAAGAGCAUUUUUUCAACCAGUUCAUACUUAUUCUUAAAAAGAGGGACAAAGAAAACAGGAUAAGGCUACGGAAAAUGAGAUAA